Phaedon cochleariae (mustard beetle) is the source of this 1091-nucleotide messenger RNA. NCBI's taxonomy places the organism in Eukaryota, Metazoa, Arthropoda, Insecta, Coleoptera, Chrysomelidae. The record is from the annotation of a GenBank genome assembly.
AAACGCGCGAAGACGUGAGUGACGCCAUCUGGAAGCAAAUUGCGGCGACGGUUGGAAGAUACGUCACUCAGACAGAUGUCAGAAGAGCACAUCUAGCGGAACUGAAAAGACUGGAUGCCGAUAGCGCCGCUGAAAUAGCUGAAAAUGAGGAGCGCAUAAGGAAAGAGGAGUUAUUGAUUGAAGAUCUCAAAGAAGAAUAUUCUAGCAUCAAGUCAUCACAAGAUACCCAAAUUCAAUACCUCCAAUUAGAAAUGGCCAUCCUAACUAAGCAAUUUCUGAAAAUCAGAAGAAAUCUUCAAACAGAUUUGAAAACAGAUGAAGAACAAAUAAAAAUGUUGAGUGACGUUUCCUGCAAAACUAUUCAAUAUUUGGAGAGUGUAGCUCAAAAGGGCCAGCGCAUUUUAAGUCUGGGGCAAACGUGCAAAAAGUUCGAAACUGAAAGAGAAAAAAUUAUCAAGUGGAUGCCACUAUCCAACGAAUAUUUGGUUAGUCCUGUGGAAGGUCUCCAGGUUUCAUCCUCAGAAAAAACUAGGAAAGAUAGCCUGAAAGAUUCUGUCGAACCUAUGGAUCCGUUACAACCUAGGUCACCAGAACUGAAAGCAACGAGAUUGACGAAAUCAACUCUGAAAUCUAAAGAAAGACCAAAAACGACAAUCCCAAAAAGCAUUUCAUCACCAUCCAUACCACUGGAAACGCCUACUCCAGAACUCCAGAAAAUAACCACAAUCCAGAACAUCACCCUCCAAACCAGAACCUUUGAUGACUCUUCUUCAUCCUCAUCUUCUGCCACAACGGAACAGAUUGACUACGAUGAGGAGAAACCGAAAAGUCUGUUGGACAGAUGUUUCGUCUCUUUGCAAGGCUUGGAAGGUUUCUGGUUCACCUGUAACAAGGUUCAAGUCGACUAUCUGGAGGUCCAGGAAGAGAAGAGAGUUUUGGCGAAGGAGAAUAAGCAGCUGAGAGGAACAAUCAGAGCGGUCUUGGAGGCAGCCGCCAUGUCGAAUUCGAUACCGAACAGUAGAGUUUCAACCAGACUUCCUUCUAGGAGGAGCGCCUAUUCAGCACCGUUCAGAAGAAUGGUACUCGACUAG